AUGACUCAUGUCCGGUUCAAAGAUGCAUCAUCAGGAUACAGCUGCUGGCAUUAUUUCUGUGUGAAAAGGUGCAUGUUGCCAAAGGAUGAAUAUGUAAAAAAUGCAAAGAGCAAGGAAGAGUCAGCCAAGCCAAAGGCGAGAUGCGCGGCCGGUGUUUUCUAGCAGCAGCUCAUGACGGAGCCACGGUGAACUCGUGUGCCCAAGGCAAGGGCCGGAUCUGCUGCCAUUGCCGCCUCUGCUCUGCCAGACCGGGCAGCAUUGGGCCCUCCAGAGCCGGGGGCCCGAGGCAGCGCUCAGAGCCGCGGCCCCUGUCCCGGCGGAACUUGCGCACAGGCCGCCGCUCCCCUUCCGGCAGCCGCGGCGGCGGGGCCCGGCGGGAGGCGGGCUGAGAUGGCGGCUGCCGUGCUCCUGCUGCUGCUGCUGGGCUGCUGGGGCGCGGCGCCGGCCGGCGGCCUCCAGGAUCAAGCAGAGCAGUUUUUUAGAAGUGGACAUACAAAUAACUGGGCAGUUUUGGUAUGUACAUCUCGAUUCUGGUUUAAUUAUCGUCAUGUGGCAAAUACUCUUUCAGUGUACAGAAGUGUCAAGAGACUGGGCAUUCCUGAUAGUCACAUUGUCUUGAUGCUGGCAGAUGAUAUGGCAUGUAAUCCCAGAAAUCCCAAACCUGCUACUGUGUUUAGUCAUAAAAACAUGGAGCUAAAUGUCUAUGGAGAUGAUGUGGAAGUGGAUUACAGAAGCUAUGAGGUUACCGUUGAAAAUUUCUUGCGUGUUUUAACGGGAAGAAUCCCACCAAGCACGCCACGAUCUAAACGUCUUCUUUCUGAUGACAGAAGCAAUAUUCUAAUAUAUAUGACAGGCCAUGGUGGAAAUGGUUUCCUAAAAUUUCAAGAUUCUGAAGAAAUCACAAAUGUAGAGCUUGCUGAUGCCUUUGAACAAAUGUGGCAGAAAAGGAGGUACAAUGAAUUGUUGUUUAUUAUUGAUACUUGUCAAGGAGCAUCCAUGUAUGAACGAUUUUAUUCACCCAAUAUAAUGGCCUUGGCUAGCAGCCAAGUAGGAGAAGAUUCUUUAUCACAUCAGCCUGACCUGGGGAUUGGCGUUCAUCUCAUGGACAGAUACACAUUCUAUGUGUUAGAGUUCUUGGAAGAAAUUCAUCCAGCCAGUCAGACAAAUAUGAAUGACCUAUUUCAGGUCUGUCCAAAAAGCUUGUGUGUUUCCACCCCUGGGCACCGAACCGACCUGUUCCAGCGAGACCCUCAGAACGUUCUGAUUACAGAUUUCUUUGGCAGUGUCAGGAAGGUGGAGAUCACCGCAGAGACGCUUUCCUUGGACCGCGACGUGGCUGCGUUUGAGAGCAAGUUUCCAGAGGAGGAGUUGGCAACAGAGCCACUAAAAUAUGCUGAACAACUUCCUGUAGCUCAGAUAAUACACCAGAAACCAAAACAAAAGGAUUGGCAUCCUCCUGGAGGAUUUAUUUUAGGACUCUGGGCAUUGAUCAUCAUGGUUUUCUUCAAAACAUAUGGAAUCAAGCACAUGAAACAUGUCUUCUGAACUGGAGCAAACAAGACACAUUGGCUGCUACUUUGGGUUCUUGGGUAUCACCUGUGUUGUCUGCAUGUGGAUUAUGGUUGUGUUGAAACACUGUGUUUGCAUCUCCCCUUUAAAGGUUCUUUUGAAGCCAUCUCUUCUGCCCCUUUUUCUGGAAAGAUUCUAACAAAUGGUUUUAAUGUUACUGUUACUUCACUUUGUCUUGAUUUAAACAUAUUUUAAUGGGUUUCUGAGCAAUUUUUCUUUCUGGUUAAAGUUUAAAAAGGGCAGGACCUAAACCCAGUAAAAGGAUUUCUGUGAUUGCUUCUGGAUUGUAAAUGGGCAAAUUCUUUCCACUGUACUUUGAAGUACAUCUUAGAAGAAGUCACCUAUUACUAAAGAACUGGACAUUGUGGAGAAUGUUAUUUAAGAUGUCAUUUUCUCAAUAAAAAUUUGACCCACUUUGCAGACUUUGGCAUGGCAUAUUGGAAGCUUUCUUCACAAAAAUAAAAAUACUCUGGAAUAUAUUGAUUUCUUUUUUCUUAUUAUUUUUUCUUCCCUGUCAAAUGCAACCCUUCGAUCAGUCCUUUCACCUUAGGCAGUUUUGAUUCUAGAAUUCUAUGAGUUGGUGAAAGUGAAAAGAAAAUUAUGGCCUUGCUGAAUCUACUUAAAAAGGUGGCCAAAAACAUGAAAGGACUUGACCACAUCCAUUAGAAACCCUUCACAGGUGUUGCAUUUUCACUGCAUACAAUAUGGAUUUGGAUGC
This is a messenger RNA of Cinclus cinclus, 2287 nucleotides long. It is a transcript of the gene PIGK, whose product is annotated as phosphatidylinositol glycan anchor biosynthesis class K. The transcript is spliced from 12 exons. Gene Ontology annotation, cellular component: GPI-anchor transamidase complex. Lineage: Eukaryota; Metazoa; Chordata; Aves; Passeriformes; Cinclidae. Gene Ontology annotation, biological process: protein localization to cell surface; attachment of GPI anchor to protein; proteolysis. Gene Ontology annotation, molecular function: GPI-anchor transamidase activity. The record is from RefSeq and is a predicted model, not a curated record.